AUGCCGUGUGGAAAUGACCAAGAUCCUAUGCAGAGUCUAGUGGACUCAUUCAGAUCCCUCUUGGAUGAACCCUUGAUUGUCGCAAUUGCAACUGAUCAUGACUUAACUACGCCCGAAGGCUACCAAACAGCCAAGGAGAUCCUUGACGGGCUCUCACAGUCGGCUGUCUUUGAAGAAGCGACAGGCUUCAACGCGACAGGUGUCUCUGAUCUUCCCCAGAACGCCAGUUUCGACCCUGACGAUGAUAAGAGCACAAGUGCUACCGUCACGAGUACCAGCAACCGUGUCCCCAAGUCUCUGGGCUCAGCCUCUGAAGGCACUGAAAUAUCCUCCUCGUCAGCAGAACCAUCCUCCGCUAUGCCUAGUCUCACCAAAUUCAGCAAUGAUAGUGAUGAGACCAAGUUCAGCAACCUGCGAGGCAUGUUCACGGAUUUGAAGGAGAUCGACAUCAAGAGUGCUAUGAAGAAGGCCAACGGUGACCUUCAGGUCGCUCUGGAUAUCUUGCUCAAUAUUCAGUUUCUCGAGGCGACGGGACAGCGAGAAAAGGGCAUAGACGGCUUCUUUCAACCUGACGACGUUGAUACCAGUACCAAUACGAAGAGCAAGAAAAAACAAAGAAAAGCCAAGAAACGGGCCAAUAGCAUCCAGGGUGAUACAUCAUUUUCUCCCUCAAGCGGACAGCCCGUCAGAGCUAAGAAUAUCAAACAUGAGGAAGAGAUUGCGUACAUUGCCGAUAGAAUCGACAUGUCGUAUGACCAAGUCUCUGAUAUCUUCUACAGAAAACGGUGCUCCAGUGGCGCAACGGUAAUGGAUAUUCUUGACCAGUUCGUUUCGUACGGAAUCCAGGCUCGCGACGCUGAGGGCAAAGCCCAAGCAAAGUCGCUGGCUGCCAAGUACCGUAACAUCCCAGACCACUACCUCCUCGCCCUGGUCCAGGUGACAAGCUCCAUUUCACAAUUCUCCGACGACAUUGCCGGCAUGCUGAGCAAAUACUUUGUGAAGAAUCCCUGGGUCCAACGCAUCGACUUGGACUACCGCCUCACACCCUUGCCAAGCAAUGAAAUUGAGGGCGCUGCGCCACCGGCGGCUGGGAAUGCCAGAACGCUAGAGCUGAAGACACCCAUGCAGCCGCUGGCCGGAUCUUCAUUAUCGGCUGGUGCUAAUCUUGUAGAGAUGAACCAGAAAGCACAAGCCUCCUGGGACGCCAAGCGGGCGACUGAUGCAUAUACUUCCCAACUCCUCCGUAAAGGUGGCUCGAAUUCUCUGUAUAAGCAGGCUGCAGCUGUCUAUCGGGAGCGUUCGUAUGAACAGGCCCAGAAUUCUCAUAUGCUUUCAUCUGCUGCCGCCGAGCUCCUGGUCCAGAAGCAAAGUACAUCGACAUCUAUUGACUUGCAUGGUGUCACUGUGCUGGACGGGGUCAGGAUUGCUCGCCAGAGAGUGCAGUCCUGGUGGGAUGGCCUCGGAGAAUCUAGAGUUAGGAAAGCUAGGGAACAGAGCUUGACAGUCGUUACUGGUAUCGGACGUCAUAGUGCCGGCGGAGUAUCGCGGCUUCGACAAGGUGUAGCUGCCGCUCUUUUCCAGGAUGGCUGGAAGAUGCGCAUCGAGACCGGCCGGUUCGUGAUAACCGGCAGACGGUAA
Clonostachys rhizophaga is the source of this 1638-nucleotide messenger RNA. The record is from the annotation of a GenBank genome assembly. Lineage: Eukaryota; Fungi; Ascomycota; Sordariomycetes; Hypocreales; Bionectriaceae.